Molecule: messenger RNA, 2268 nt
Organism: Penicillium alfredii
Lineage: Eukaryota; Fungi; Ascomycota; Eurotiomycetes; Eurotiales; Aspergillaceae
Product: sterylglucosidase 1
Exons: 4
Coding region: 1-2268 (755 amino acids)
Biological process (GO): ergosteryl 3-beta-D-glucoside catabolic process; carbohydrate metabolic process
Molecular function (GO): steryl-beta-glucosidase activity
Source: RefSeq, a predicted model, not a curated record
AUGGGCCCUCUAUGCCUCCGUGUCGAUGGACAAUCCUUCCGAGACCCCCAGAACCGAGAGAUUAUUUUGAGGGGAAUUAAUGUGGCUGGCGAUGCCAAGUACCCCAAAAGUCCCGAUAUCCCUACGUACAUCUCUGACAAGUUCUUCGAUGCGGACAAUGUGUCCUUCGUUGGACGACCUUUCGCCCUUGAAGACUCCCACACGCACUUCAAAAGGCUUCGGAAAUGGGGCUACAAUUCUAUUAGGUACAUUUUCACCUGGGAGGCCAUCGAACAUGCUGGCCCCGGUAUAUACGACGAGGAGUGGAUUGCGUUCACGAUCGAGGUCCUCCGUAUAGCAAAGCAGUAUGGAUUCUACGUAUUUAUGGAUCCCCAUCAGGACGUGUGGUCGCGACUGUCAGGAGGAUCUGGAGCGCCCAUGUGGACACUUUAUGCUGCAGGGCUGGAUCCUAGAGCCUUCAAAAAGACCGAGGCUGCUCUGGUGCAAAACACAUACGAUAAUCCUUCUGAAUUUCCGAAGAUGAUUUGGAGCACGAAUUAUACCCGUCUGGUUUGCCAGACUAUGUUCACUCUGUUCUGGGCUGGAAGAGACUUUGCGCCAAAAGCAGUCAUCGACGGGGUGAAUAUUCAAGAAUAUUUGCAGGGUCACUUUAUUGCUGCCUGUAAGCACCUGGCCCAGAAGAUUCACGACGCCGGCGAUCUCGAAGAUGAAGUGAUCAUUGGCUGGGAGAGUAUGAACGAGCCUCACCGAGGCCUCGUUGGUGUGCAGGACAUCUCAGUGAUUCCAGCCGAACAACAGCUCCAGCUCGGAACAUCGCCCACCGCAUUUCAGGCGAUGCUGACUGGCUCUGGACGAGCUUGUGAAGAAGGAACAUGGGCCUUUGGUAGCUUUGGCCCCUAUCAGACUGGCCGAGAGCUGGUAGACCCAGAAGGAGAGUCGGUGUGGCUACCAGUGGACUACAAUGACAGCAAGUACGGCUGGCAACGGGAUUCUGGCUGGAAGCUUGGGGUGUGUCUCUGGGCUCAGCAUGGUGUCUGGGACCCGUCGAGCGACACGCUUUUGCAGAAGGAUUAUUUCUCAAAGAAUCCUCAGAGCGGCGAGAAGCUUGACUACGAGAAAUUCACCAACUCAUAUUUCUUGCACCACUACCGAGCAUAUCGAGACGCUAUACGGAGUGUCUGGCCCGGUGCUAUCCUGCUUUGUCAACCGCCUGUCAUGGAGGUACCCCCCGACGUCAAGGGAACCGUUGAUGAUGACCCGAAUAUGGUCCAUGCUGUUCACUUUUAUGACGGACUUACCCUCUUGACAAAGCAUUGGAAUCGACUCUACAAUGUGGAUGUCAUUGGGGUCCUUCGAGGCAAGUAUCUUGCCCCAGCCUUUGCGGUGAAAAUUGGCGAGACUGCCAUCCGGAACUGCCUGCGCGACCAGCUCAAAUUUCUUCGGGAUGAGAGCCUGAACUACAUGGGAAAUCACCCGAUGAUUUUCACGGAAAUUGGAAUACCCUAUGACAUGGAUGACAAGCACGCCUACAAGACCGGGGAUUAUAGCAGCCAAACCAGUGCCAUGGAUGCGAAUCAUUUUGCGCUGGAGGGUAGUGCCUCAAAUGGGUUUACCUUAUGGGUCUAUAUGACACAGAAUGACCAUGAAUGGGGUGACCAGUGGAACGGAGAAGAUCUAUCGAUCUACUCUCACGACGACUUGCAAUUGCCCGGUGGAACCACGACCCGUUCGAUUCAUCCCCACUCAGCGGCCUAUUCCGAGAGCCAGAGCAGUGGGGAAGAACAAGAGAUUGGCCCUCGUAAUCUCAAACGAGCUUUGACAUCUCCAUCAAUCUCGAGUGACUACUCUCAGGAACCCUUGCGACAGAAUCAGGGCUACCGCGCCGCGGAGGCGUUCCUUCGUCCGAGCCCCAUUUAUGUCAAUGGGCGAUUGAAUCGCCACGUCUUCGAUCUCAAGGAAUGCACAUUCACGAUGGCUUUGACUACCCAAUCUUCCACGGCAUCUGAUGCUCCGACUGAAAUUUAUCUUCCCGACUUCCAUUUCCCCGAGGCGAAUACUGUGGUCACAGUCAGUGGAGGCAAAUGGGAGAUUAACUCCCAGGAUAUCCAGACUGUCAAGCUUCAGUGUCUGCGAUGGUGGCACGCUGAAGGAGAGCAGGAGAUCAAGAUUGAAGGAAUCAAGCGUAAACCAGGCGAAUUUUCCAACCCGUCGAGCGAAGACGUCACAUAUCUUGAACAGUGUCAGCGAGGCCAAUGUGCGAUAAUGUGA